Acanthosepion pharaonis is the source of this 936-nucleotide messenger RNA. Lineage: Eukaryota; Metazoa; Mollusca; Cephalopoda; Sepiida; Sepiidae. The record is from the annotation of a GenBank genome assembly.
AUGAAUCAAAGUCGUUCUUUUUUAUUCCGUUUCUUUGCAGUCUUUAUUAUUUUCUCCCUCUUUAUUAUACUUUCUUUUGGAUUAUGCUUCCUCCUGGAUAUAUUUUGCAUCUAUUUUUUGUUCAUUAAUUCCAUUUUAACAAAUAAAUUCCUCCUGGGUGCUGGUCUGUAUUCACUUUUCGGCUUAUUUCUGUUCUUUAUGCAACUUUUUCUUUACAUUCUUUGCCUUUUAAUUUUAUUCCCUGUCAUUUCUUUCGCAGCUUUCAUUUACAUCUGGUCUAUUUUUCUUAUAUUUCAUUCACACUUAUUUUCUCUCUUUUCAUUUGUAUUUCAUUCUUUUUUCUUCGUCUUACUAAGUUUCUGUUUCUUUUCCUGUUUUUUGCUUUCUUUUUUUUCUUUUUUUUCUUUUUUCCGUUUCUGUCUUUUAUUUACUGAUAAAAAAAAAACAAAGAAAAAUGUCUUUCUUUAUCUUUUUUCUUUCCUCCGAUUUUCUGUUAGCGGUUGUUUCAUAUUUUCAGUUUAUAUAUCUUUAUUCUUUUCCCUGCACUUCUUUUCUUUGUCUAUAGUUCAUUCUUCUUCUUCUUCUUCUUCUUCUUCUUCUUCUUCUUCUUCUUCUUCUUCUUCUUCUUCUUCUUCUUCUAAUUUUUACUCCUUUAUUCCUUUUGUACCUCUUUUCCGCUGUUUAUUGUCUUUUUCUGUCACGUUUCAACCACUGUUAUUCAUUUUUUUGAAAAACCAAAAAUUCCUUUUAUUUCGCCAAUUCCUCUUUUCUUUUUCUUUUCGUUCGUUCUCUCUGUCUUUCCUUUUUUCUUUCUGUUUUUUCACAUCUUCACUCUUUUUCAUUCUUUUCUUUCACGUCGUUAAAUCUCUUUCUUUCUUUCUUUCUUUCUUUCUUAACACUUUUCUUCUUCUUUGGCGUCUGUUUUACAUUUCUUAG